CUUCAGCCAGUUCCCUCCUGGGGGCGGGGCGAAGGACGGAGGGGAGGCGGUGCCGCGCCUGCGCGGAGAGGAUUCGAGGGCCUGUCACGCUGAGCAUUGAUCCGAGUGAUUGGAGGCAAGAUGCAGGACCCCAAUGCAGACACUGAGUGGAAUGACAUCCUACGCAAAAAGGGCAUCCUGCCCCCGAAGGAAAGCCUGGCGGAGCUGGAAAAGGAGGCAGCAGAAAAAGAGGAGCAGGCACUCCUCCAGCAGUCCGUGGUGAAAACAUACGAAGAGAUGACUUUGGAGGAGCUGGAGGAGAACGAGGAUGAGUUCAAUGAGGAGGAUGAACGAGCUAUCGAGAUGUACCGGCAACAAAGGCUGGCCGAGUGGAAAGCAACUCAGCUGAAGAACAAAUUUGGAGAAGUUUUAGAGAUCUCAGGGAAGGAUUAUGUUCAAGAAGUUACCAGGGCUGGCGACGGCUUGUGGGUGAUCUUACACCUGUACAAGCAAGGGAUUCCCCUCUGUUCCUUGAUAAACCAGCACUUGAGCGGACUCGCCAGGAAGUUUCCUGAUGUAAAGUUUGUCAAAGCCAUUUCAACGACCUGCAUACCCAAUUACCCUGACAGGAACCUGCCCACGCUCUUCGUCUAUCUGGGAGGCGACAUCAAGGCACAGUUCAUUGGUCCGCUGGUGUUCGGGGGCAUGAACCUGACGAUAGACGAGCUGGAGUGGAAAUUGUCUGAGUCGGGAGCAAUCAAGACAGACCUGGAGGAGGACCCCAAGAAGCCCAUCAAAGAUGUGUUGCUGUCCUCAGUGCGAGGCCCUGUCCCCAUGAGAAGGGACAGCGAUUCCGAGGACGACUGAGAUGGCAGCCACUGUGACCUUUUGAACUUUCUCAAUAUGACAUAUUGUCUGAAUUUUUACUAAGGAGGAAAAAGCAAAAGGUUUUCAUAUUUUAGUUUAACCUUUUUAUAAUAUUUAAAUUUUGUACAUUUCAGAAAUAAUCAUCACUGAAAAUUUUAUUAAAUUUGUUGAAACUCUGAAUUAA
Messenger RNA from Arvicola amphibius (Eurasian water vole), 1030 nucleotides. It is a transcript of the gene Pdcl3, whose product is annotated as phosducin like 3. Gene Ontology annotation, cellular component: cytoplasm. The record is from RefSeq and is a predicted model, not a curated record. Bases 121 to 846 code for a protein of 241 amino acids. Gene Ontology annotation, biological process: angiogenesis; protein folding; positive regulation of gene expression. The transcript is spliced from 6 exons. NCBI's taxonomy places the organism in Eukaryota, Metazoa, Chordata, Mammalia, Rodentia, Cricetidae.